Prionailurus viverrinus (fishing cat) is the source of this 7265-nucleotide messenger RNA. RefSeq names its product pecanex 3 (gene PCNX3). The transcript has 35 exons. The record is from RefSeq and is a predicted model, not a curated record. Gene Ontology annotation, cellular component: membrane. Bases 648 to 6776 code for a protein of 2042 amino acids. NCBI's taxonomy places the organism in Eukaryota, Metazoa, Chordata, Mammalia, Carnivora, Felidae.
UGCGCACGCCCAAAGGGCUCCGCCGCUUCUUAGCGCUCCACUACCUUCCUGCGCGUGCGUCGGGUUUCCUGCCGUCAGGUUUUCCUUUUCCGGGUCUCAACUAGGCCCGUCGCACGCAUGCGCCACUGUUGGCUGGCGGCUCGCGGUUCCUUCCGGCCUCCCCCUUGGGCCGGCUCCUGCAGUAGCCGGGCGAGCGCGGAGCCCGAAGAGAGUGACCUGUAACCCCGGAAGUGGACCUCAGGGUCCCGGGGCUCUCCCCGGGCCAGAGCCGAGGGAGCCGUCGUCUGCACCCCCGGAGCACCCACUCCACGCCCAUCUCUGGAUGCCGCCGACGGGUGCCCGGCCCGUGCCCCGCGCCUGCCUACCGGAUCGGCCCCUCGGAACAGUUCUGGGCCGGGGGUGGGGGCCUGGACCCCGCCCCUGAUGAGGCUCCACCCCCGCGCCCAGGCCUCGCUCCGCUGACUGCUCCGGCCGGCCCCGCCCCCUGCCCGCCCCCUUGCCCGGGCGACCCCUCUCCCCCGCUGGGGGAGGCCAUGGCGUGAGCUCGAGGCCGGGCCCCGGGGCCCUCGGGCGCCAGGCGGGGCAUGGGCCGGCGGCCGCCCCCAUGAGGGUCCCGGGAGGGGGGCGCGCGCAUCAGCGGCGGGGCCAUGGGGUCGCAGGUAUUGCAGAUCCUGCGCCAGGGGGUGUGGGCCUCGCUCACCGGCGGUUGGUUCUUCGACCCGCACCAGAGUACCUUCUCCAACUGCUUCCACCUUUAUGUCUGGAUCUUCCUGCUCACCUUUCCCUUCUUGCUGUACAUGGUCCUGCCCCCCAGCUUGAUGGUGGCCGGUGUGUACUGCCUUGUGGUGGCUGUCAUCUUCGCUACUAUCAAGACUGUGAACUAUCGGCUGCAUGCUAUGUUCGACCAGGGCGAGAUCGUGGAGAAGCGCAACUCUACCAUGGGGGAGCCGGAAGAAGAGCCUGCACAGGGGGACAGCAGUUUGCCCAGGGACCCCGGAGUGGAGAUGACAGUGUUUCGGAAAGUGAGUUCUACACCGCCGGUACGCUGUAGCUCCCAGCAUUCCGUGUUUGGCUUCAAUCAGGUCUCGGAGCUGCUGCCCCGGAUGGAGGACUCCGGGCCCCUCAGAGACAUCAAGGAGCUGGUUCGGGAGCAGGGCAGCAACAACGUGAUCGUGACCUCGGCUGAUCGAGAGAUGCUGAAGUUAAGCUCACAGGAGAAACUGAUUGGAGACCUUCCCCAGACACCCCCGGGGGCUGCCCCAGACCCCUCUCUCCCCAGCACAGACUCUUCAGAACGUUCUCCCCUGGCUGGGGAUGGAGCCCCCUGGAGGGGGAGCAGUGUGGCCGAUACUCCCAUGAGCCCCCUUCUGAAGGGGAGCCUCAGCCAGGAGCUGAGCAAGAGCUUCCUGACCCUGACCCGGCCUGACCGGGCCCUGGUGAGGACCAGCAGUCGACGGGAACAACGCCGGGCAGCAGGCGGCUACCAGCCCCUGGACAGGCGGGGCUCUGGGGAGCCCACACCCCAGAAAGCCGGCUCCUCGGAUUCCUGCUUCAGUGGCACUGACAGGGAGACGCUGAGCAGCUUUAAGAGUGAGAAAACCAACUCCACCCACCUGGACAGUCCCCCUGGGGGGCAAGCCCCGGAGGGCAGCGACACAGACCCACCCUCUGAGGCUGAGCUGCCUGCGUCACCAGAUGCUGGAGUCCCCUCAGAUGACACCCUGCGUUCCUUUGACACGGUCAUAGGAGCAGGGACGCCACCGGGCCCAGCCGAGCCGCUCCUGGUCGUGCGGCCCAAGGACUUGGCCUUGUUGCGGCCCAGCAAACGGCGGCCACCCAUGCGAAGACACUCCCCACCUGGCCGUGCCCCUCGGCGGCCCCUGCUUGAAGGCGGGGGCUUCUUUGAGGACGAAGACACCAGCGAGGGCAGCGAACUGAGCCCGGCCUCCAGCCUCCGAUCUCAGCGCCGCUACAGUACUGACAGCUCUUCUUCUACUUCCUGCUAUUCCCCCGAGAGCUCCCGUGGUGCAGCAGGGAGACCCCGGAAGCGACGGGCCCCCCAUGGGGCUGAGGAGGGGACGGCUGUGCCCCCCAAGCGGCCCUAUGGGACCCAGCGGACGCCUAGUACCGCCAGCGCCAAAACGCAUGCCCGAGUGCUGAGCAUGGAUGGGGCAGGGGGCGAUGUCCUCAGGGCCCCCCUGGCUGGCUCCAAGGCUGAGCUGGAGGCCCAGGCGGGGGUGGAGCUGGCUGCUGGGGAGCCCGCUCUGCUGCCUGCUGAGGCCCACAGGGGACCUGCCGCCAACCAGCCCGGCUGGCGGGGGGAGCUGCAAGAGGAAGGUGCUGUGGGGGGAGCGGCCGAGGAGACCGGCAAGCGGGACCGCACAAGCAGUGUGAGGCGUACUCAGGCGAUCCGCAGGCGCCACAAUGCGGGAAGCAACCCCACCCCUCCAGCCUCUGUUAUGGGCUCGCCGCCCAGCAGCCUACAGGAAGCUCAGCGGGGCCGGGCCGCCUCUCACUCCCGGGCGCUGACGCUGCCCUCCGCCCUGCACUUUGCUUCCUCGCUGCUGCUCACCCGGGCCGGCGCCACCGUUCACGAGGCCUGCACCUUUGAUGACACCUCCGAGGGCGCCGUGCACUACUUCUACGACGAGAGCGGCGUGCGGCGUUCCUACACCUUUGGCCUGGCUGGAGGCGGCUACGAGAACCCUGUGGGGCAACAGGGGGAGCAGGCAGCCAAUGGAGCUUGGGACCGCCACUCACACUCCUCCAGUUUCCACUCGGCUGAUGUCCCUGAGGCGGCAGGUGGCCUGAACCUGCUGCAGCCAAGGCCAGUGGUUCUGCAGGGUAUGCAGGUGCGCCGCGUGCCCCUGGAGAUCCCAGAGUUUGACCUGCUGGACCAGGACUCCCUGCACGAAUCCCAGGAGCAGACGCUGAUGGAGGAGGCACCACCUCGUGCCCAGCACAGCUACAAGUACUGGCUUCUUCCUGGCCGCUGGACGUCUGUGCGCUAUGAGCGGCUGGCCCUCCUGGCCCUCCUGGACCGGACUCGGGGGCUGGUGGAGAACAUACUCGGCGUAGGCCUGAGCAGCCUCGUUGCCUUCUUGGGCUACCUGCUGCUGCUUAAGGGCUUCUUCACGGAUAUCUGGGUCUUCCAGUUCUGCUUGGUCAUUGCCUCCUGCCAGUAUUCCCUGCUGAAGAGUGUCCAGCCUGAUGCGGCAUCUCCCAUGCACGGCCACAACUGGGUGAUCGCAUACAGCCGGCCUGUCUACUUCUGUAUCUGCUGUCUGCUCAUCUGGCUGCUGGACGCCCUGGGCUCAGCUCAGCCCUUCCCACCCGUCUCCCUGUACGGCCUCACGCUCUUCUCUGCCUCCUUCUUCUUCUGUGCCCGGGACGUGGCCACUGUGUUCACCUUGUGCUUCCCGUUCGUCUUCCUCCUGGGCCUCCUGCCCCAGGUCAACACUUGCCUCAUGUACCUGCUGGAGCAGAUAGAUAUGCACGGCUUUGGGGGUACAGCCGCCACCAGCCCGCUCACUGCCGUCUUUAGCCUCUCCCGCAGCCUGUUGGCUGCUGCCCUGCUCUACGGCUUCUGCCUUGGGGCCAUCAAGACUCCUUGGCCGGAGCAGCACGUCCCUGUCCUCUUCUCGGUCUUCUGUGGCCUCCUGGUGGCCCUGUCCUACCACCUGAGCCGUCAGAGCAGUGACCCCACUGUGCUCUGGUCUCUGAUUCGGAGCAAGCUCUUCCCCGAGCUGGAGGAGCGGAGCUUGGAGACGGCUCGGGCCGAGCCCCCAGACCCACUGCCAGACAAGAUGCGCCAGUCGGUGCGUGAGGUCCUGCACUCUGACCUGGUGAUGUGUGUGGUGAUCGCCGUGCUCACCUUUGCCAUCAGCGCCAGCACCGUCUUCAUCGCCCUGAAGUCGGUGCUGGGGUUCGUAUUGUACGCACUGGCUGGGGCCGUGGGCUUCUUCACGCAUUACCUGCUGCCGCAGCUCCGCAAACAGCUGCCCUGGUUCUGCCUGUCGCAGCCUGUGCUGAAGCCGUUGGAGUACAGCCAGUAUGAAGUUCGAGGCGCUGCGCAGGUGAUGUGGUUUGAGAAGCUGUAUGCCGGCCUGCAGUGCAUCGAGAAGUACCUCAUCUACCCCGCCGUGGUGCUCAACGCCCUCACGGUGGACGCCCAUGCUGUCGUCAGCCACCCGGACAAGUUCUGCCUCUACUGCCGGGCGCUGCUGAUGACCGUGGCUGGGCUGAAGCUGUUGCGCUCAGCCUUCUGCUGCCCGCCCCAGCAGUACCUAACCUUGGCCUUCACUGUUCUGCUCUUCCACUUCGACUACCCACGCCUCUCCCAGGGCUUUUUGCUUGACUACUUCCUCAUGUCCCUGCUCUGCAGCAAGCUGUGGGACCUGCUGUACAAGCUGCGUUUUGUGCUGACCUACAUCGCGCCCUGGCAGAUCACCUGGGGCUCGGCUUUCCACGCUUUUGCCCAGCCCUUUGCCGUGCCACACUCGGCCAUGCUGUUCGUUCAGGCCCUGCUCUCGGCACUUUUCUCCACGCCACUUAACCCCCUGCUGGGCAGUGCCGUCUUCAUCAUGUCCUACGCGCGGCCCCUCAAGUUCUGGGAGCGCGACUACAACACUAAACGUGUGGAUCAUUCCAACACCCGCCUGGUCACCCAGCUAGAUCGGAACCCAGGCGCUGACGACAACAACCUCAACUCCAUCUUCUAUGAGCACUUGACGCGUUCGCUGCAGCACACGCUGUGUGGGGACCUGGUGCUGGGCCGCUGGGGCAACUACGGCCCCGGCGACUGCUUCGUCCUGGCCUCUGACUACCUCAACGCCCUGGUGCACCUCAUCGAGGUUGGCAAUGGCCUCGUCACCUUCCAGCUGCGUGGCCUUGAGUUCCGGGGUACCUACUGCCAGCAGCGCGAGGUAGAGGCCAUCACGGAGGGCGUGGAGGAGGAUGAGGGCUGCUGCUGCUGUGAGCCUGGCCACCUGCCACGGGUCCUGUCCUUCAAUGCCGCCUUUGGGCAGCGCUGGCUGGCCUGGGAGGUGACGGCCAGCAAGUACGUCCUGGAGGGCUACAGCAUCAGCGACAAUAACGCCGCCUCCAUGCUGCAGGUGUUUGACCUCCGCAAGAUCCUCAUCACUUACUACGUCAAGAGCAUCAUCUACUACGUCAGCCGCUCACCGAAGCUGGAGGCGUGGCUGAGCCACGAGGGCAUUGCAGCAGCCCUGCGGCCCGUGAGGGCGCCGGGCUACGCUGACUCGGACCCCACCUUCUCACUGAGCGUGGAUGAGGACUAUGACCUCCGCCUCUCCGGCCUCUCACUGCCCUCCUUCUGCGCGGUGCACCUCGAGUGGAUCCAGUACUGCGCCUCCCGGCGCAGCCAGCCCGUGGACCAGGAUUGGAACUCGCCGCUGGUCACGCUGUGUUUUGGCCUGUGCGUGCUGGGCCGGCGGGCCUUGGGGACGGCCUCGCACAGCAUGUCGGCCAGCCUGGAGCCCUUCCUGUACGGCCUGCACGCCCUGUUCAAGGGGGACUUCCGCAUCACCUCCCCACGCGAUGAGUGGGUCUUUGCCGACAUGGACCUACUUCAUCGCGUGGUGGCGCCUGGAGUUCGCAUGGCCCUCAAGCUCCACCAGGAUCACUUCACGUCCCCAGAUGAGUAUGAGGAGCCCGCCGCCUUGUACGACGCCAUCGCAGCCAACGAGGAGCGGCUGGUCAUCUCGCACGAGGGCGACCCAGCCUGGCGCAGCGCCAUCCUCAGCAACACGCCCUCGCUGCUGGCCCUUCGUCACGUCCUGGAUGACGCCUCCGACGAGUACAAGAUCAUCAUGCUUAACCGGCGCCACCUCAGCUUCCGAGUCAUCAAGGUGAACCGCGAGUGUGUACGUGGCCUGUGGGCCGGGCAGCAGCAGGAGCUGGUGUUCUUGCGCAACCGCAACCCCGAACGCGGUAGCAUCCAGAACGCCAAGCAGGCCCUCCGCAACAUGAUCAAUUCUUCCUGUGACCAGCCACUGGGCUACCCCAUCUAUGUGUCCCCCCUCACCACCUCGCUGGCCGGCAGCCACCCCCAGCUGCGGGCACUGUGGGGUGGCCCUGUCAGCCUGAGUGCCAUUGCCCGCUGGCUUCUGCACAGCUGGGAGAGGCUUCAUAAGGGCUGUGGUGCCGGCUGCAAUAGUGGCGGGAACGUGGAUGACUCGGACUGUGGCGGAGGCGGUGGCUUAGGCUCCCUCAGCAAUAACCCCCCCUUGGCACACCCCACACCUGAGAACACAGCAGGCAGUGGAGACCAGCCCCUCCCUCCGGGUCCAGGCUGGGGCCCUCGGCCUUCCCUGAGCGGCUCUGGUGAUGGGCGCCCCCCUCCUCUGCUGCAGUGGCCACCCCCUCGGCUCCCUGGACCAACCCCUUCUUCUCCCGCCCCCACUGAGGGUCCCCGGCCCUCAAGAACCCCUGGCCCCGGUCUCCUCAGUUCUGAGGGUCCCAGCGGGAAGUGGACCCUGGGGGGUCGGAAGGGGCUGGGGGGAUCUGAGGCAGAGCCAGCCUCAGGGAGCCCCAAAGGAGGCACCCCCAAAUCUCAGGCGCCCCUAGACCUCAGCCUCAGCCCGGAUAUCAGCACCAAUGCCUCCUCGCCCGCCAGAGCAGCCCAGGACAUUCCUUGCUUGGACGGCAGUGCUCCUGAAAGUGGCACACCCACUGGGAUCCUGGGUGACUGGCCUGCCCCUGCUGAGGAGCGUGAGAGCCCGGCUGCCCAGCCCCUGCUGGAGCAUCAGUACUGAGUGGCCUGGUACCCUCUGGAUCCCAGCCCUAGGAUUCAGUAACUUGGAUCCCUGGUCUCUGGCCCUCUGCUGGACCACAGAACUGAGUGGCUUUGGCUUCCACAUCUGAACCCUGACCUCUGGCUGCCUUAGCCAGCGUACCGGAACUAAGUGGCCCAGACUUCCGGCCUUGAUCCCUGAUCUCUCAUCCCUAGUCGAGGGCCUGGGCUCCCUAAACUGAGGCAGGCAGCCUCCCAGCCAGGCCCUAGAAGUCAAACCCAUGGGCUGGUCCCGUUUCGAGCCCGUGGCCAGGACUGUCUUGGCCCCUGGGCCUGCACUGCCUGCAGGGGCAGCCCCUUGGCCUGGACCGGGGGCUGAAAUGUGGGAAGGGUGGUUUCUUUUUUUCUUUUCUUUUUUUUUUUUUCUUUCUUUCUUCUUUUUUUUUUUUUUUUUUUUUUUUUUUUUUUUUCGUGCUUCAGAGACACCAGAAUAACACUAUUUUUGAUUUUG